AUUUGUUUAUGGUCAUGUGUACAUAUUGUGCAUGUCUGUUUGUAAAGUACAUGUCCAGCACAUGUUCAAUGUUUAACGCACAUACAUGUGCAAUAUUUGUUCUUAAUGGAAGACAAUAUUUGCAUAAGGCAGUGACUUUAUUUUCUUAAUUACCGUACGUGUGUGCAGAGAGUGGGUCAAAGGGUUAAAUUAACAAGCAGUUCCAACUUCAUUUUAAAUGUUGUGCUUGAGAAAACGCAAGUGCAAUAAAGGCACAUUCAUUUCAUAUUGUGUGUUUUACUUUAGUAAUUGUAUGCAGCUUUAAUAAUGUAGAAAACUAAGUGAAUAAAUGAGCAGAAUAAAAAAAAGAUAAUAAAAAUCAUUAGAAGAGAUAAACAUAAUCACAGCGGUGGAUGACAAAUACAGUAAAAAAGCACAUCAUGUCAGCAUGCAAAUAAAAAUCAUUUUGCCCAGAAUAGGGCAUAAGGGCAUCUCACUGGUGGGAGAUCUAUACAUGUACCGGUAUGUGACAUACAUGUAACCACCCUCUACUGGUAGUUAAUCUGUCUUAGGUUUUUUAUAAUAGGAAAUCAUUACAGUUCACAUGCACUCAUAUUAACAGGCCCCAGAAUCAUUUUUCAGCCAAAGCUUGAUGCAGUGCCAAUGUUUGGGAAAAAUGGCCAGUCAGAAACUUAACAUUCCAGCCACAGUGCCUGGUCUCCAACCAAGCAAUUACCAGACCCCACCAUGAAUAUCCAACUGUAGCAUUCUGCUGAAGAUGUUUGACAUUCGGUCUUCAGUAUCCAGAGUCACUCAUCCCCGAAAAUCAAACAGUGCAACCAGUGGCUGGCAAACCAGCUGCAGCCAAGAAUAAAGCAAGUACAUGUACAUGCACAUCAUGUUGGCAUGCAAAGCCCAGUUAAUCCUUUUGGUCAUUGUGGUGCUGGUGCUUGGGGGGCUUCACUGUUUGAAUUGAUACCACCAGUUGGAGUCCUGAUUAUAGGGAAUGACCAUACUUGAUGAGGGGCAGACUGCCAGUGCAUACAGGUGGUUCCAUUCACUAGUCUACAGCACAAGAGAAGGGAUUGCGCACAACUGUGGUGGUGGUGGCUGCUGAUGAGUGUUGUCAUGCACUGGGCCAAGUGCUCUGCGCUGAUCGGAUGAUUUAACUUAGAGAUAUUCUCUCGUCCAAAAGUGGCAAUGUAGUUCACUGGUACCGGUGAUAGAUGGAUUGAGCUACAGCACGAGAACAGCUGGUUAGAGGAGAUAGUCAGGUUUUUGUUUUCCUCUCUCCUUCUCUCUGUUGUGAAAAACAUCAGCAUUGAAAGCAUUGCUGGUGAUGAAUGUGCUGAUGCGCUGCUCAUACAUUUACCGCUACAUGUAGCUAAGGUGUACCAGAAAGGUAUGUCAAAUGUCUUCUUGCUUGGGGCGAAUGACACCUCUACAGAGCAGGCAGGUGGUUUUUUGGCCCACGGUGAUUGCGGAAUAAUUUUCUUUAACAAGUCAUUUAUCAGGGAGGCGCUCUGGCAUAUUGCUUUUGUCAGCGGAGAAGACAUGUCAAUUGUGCAAUAUUCACCAUAUCUUUGAUGUGUCAAACUUGACUGAUGAAGUUUCUGGUGAGUUUUACCAUCUGAAUAAUGGAAUAAUGCGAUGCAGUUUCCCAGAAGGGCGUUUGCUAUGGCGCAUAUCCUGUGCCAAGAAAUGGAGACAUCAGUACGAGGGCUAUAACCUGUGACCAGUCUUUGCACUUACAGCGGCAGUUGGGGGAACAUUACUGUUGCCUAAGUUGCAGGCAGGCCCUGGAGUGUGUGCAUAUUAUACUGUCUGCAUAAUGUGCAUGUCUAAUGUUACCAAUGUACACACCAUCAACUUGACGACUGCUUGCACUUGCAUUUGGCUGUGUGUGAUAUUUCACACCAGGGGGUCAAACGUUGUAGCCUUGCGCCACAGGCAAACUGUUCCUCACUUGAUCAUGUCACAUGCCAGGUUUAUGUACUGUGCUGAUAUUUCUGUCUUUGUCUGAAAAAAGUCUUCUGGCCGGCUGGAUUGAGUAUCAUAUGUUAAACACCCAAACCAAACAUGAAAACUGUAAUAUAGCCCAUGCAUUGCAGUUAAUAACCCAGACUGACUAUAAUGUUAUGUUAGGUGUGAUCAGUGCAAACACUUGACCAAGGGGUGUUGAUCAACAAAGGAAAGGAGCAGGAAUAUGCGUCGGGGAGGUCUGUCCUUAAUGAAGCUACAUCACGGUCAUCAGCCAAGGAUAAUUACACCGUAUCUACAGUUAAAUAUUGCUGUUUCCAGUCACUAGAGUUUGACUUAAGAAAGGGACAUACAUGUAGCGCCAUGACUGGCACCAUCCACUUCGUAACAUGAAUCGUAAGCUGUGCGCUGUCGUGCCGCCUGUUCCCCGAAACGAUGGGAAUGACAAGAAAUUGACAACUUCAGGCAAGCACUCUCCGGACUCUCCAUCAAAGAGGAACAAGCUUGGGUGGUUCCCACUACAUGUACCUCCGGGCUAUGUGAGGAGGUCUCGUCUAGCAGGGAAGCACAAGGGUAUCACUACGGUAGCACAGAGAAGUACGAGUAAGGUUCAGACAUCAUCAGAACACCAGUCAACUGAAUUGCCUGCCAGAGACGCCAAGGGUCAUCUUGCAUCAGACACCAUGAAGUAUGGCAACAGCAAGACUCAGCCACUGCAGAUCAAUGGCAUGGUGGGCAGGAAGACAUCAGGCACACAUGGGGAGAAGUUGACAUCCUCCAGCCUGCCCCCAGCAAUGACCAAGAGCAACACCAGCUUCCCGCAGCUCAACCUGGGUCCCCGGGGCAUCAGCAAUGUGGAGACGCUGCCCCAGCUCAGCAACCUGCAUGGUAACCUGGUCUCUACACAUGCCGCCAGUGAGCAGGCACGGCUCCAUCGGCAAAAGACACACAUAGAUCGGGAUCAGAGCAAGUCCGACAGCCCCAAGAAGGAUGGGAUGGGUCACAGAUUGCCUCUCACACCCGGAGAAGCCUUGAAGUUCUACCGAGACCGACUCACAGCCUACGAGCAGUCGGAGAUUCUGGAUCACACUGAUAUCUGGUUCCUGGGUCCAGAGGCAAAGAAGAUUGAAGGGGUACAAGGUGCCGCCCAGAAUAAUGGAUAUGAUGAUGAAAAUGGGUCUUACACAAAGGUGCUCCAUGAUCAUCUCACGUAUAGAUAUGAGAUCCUUGAGGUCAUAGGUAAAGGGUCAUUUGGCCAGGUCGUCCGAGCCAUGGACCACAAGACAGGAGACACAGUGGCAAUAAAAAUCAUCAGAAACAAGAAAAGGUUUCAUCAUCAAGCGUUGAUUGAAGUGAAGAUACUGGAUGCACUCAGAAGGAAGGACAAGGACAACUCAAACAACGUCAUCCAUAUGUUGGAAUAUUUCUAUUUCAGAAACCACUUAUGCAUCACGUUUGAACUGUUAGGAAUGAAUUUGUACGAGCUGAUCAAGAAAAACAACUUCCAGGGCUUCAGCAUAGCCCUGAUCCGACGCUUUGCCUAUGCACUCCUGGGCUGCCUGAAGCUGCUGCACCAAGAGCGUAUCAUUCACUGUGACCUCAAACCCGAAAACAUCCUGCUCAGGCAGAAGUACCAGAACUCCAUCAAAGUAAUUGACUUUGGCAGCAGCUGUUAUGUCAACCAGCGAGUGUACACCUACAUCCAGUCACGCUUCUACCGAUCACCAGAAGUCAUCCUUGGUCUACCUUACAGCAUGCCCAUCGAUAUGUGGAGCUUUGGUUGUAUCUUGGCUGAACUCUACACAGGUUACCCCUUGUUCCCUGGAGAGAAUGAGGUGGAACAGCUGGCCUGCAUCAUGGAGGUUCUUGGAAUGCCUCCCACCAACAUCAUUGAGGAAGCACAGAGGAGAAGACUGUUCUUCGACUCCAAGGGAAAUCCCAGAUGUAUAACCAAUAGUAAAGGGAAGAAACGACGGCCAAACUCCAAAGAUCUGAGCUACGCCAUCAAGACAAACAACACGCUCUUCCUGGAUUUCAUUGAGAGAUGUCUAGCGUGGGACCCAAGUCAGCGGAUGACGCCAGAGGAGGCCUUGCAACACGAGUGGAUCCAGGAGGACAAGCUCUACAAGUCUCAUAAGGAGCUCACCCAGCAGCAGAUCAUCCGCACCUCCACCAAGCCCAAGCACCAUCACCACCACCACCAUGGCCACCACCAUGGCCACCACCGACACCCUCAUCAACAUCAGCAACAUAAGCAGGCAGAGACGGAUCAGCAACAGCAACAGCAGCAGGCUGGGGAAGUAGAACCCCUCGCUGCCUCGCACCAGCACCAAGAGGUGCAGCAACAGCUGGAGCAGGACGAAGGGGAUGUGGCGCAGCGGCAGGGGAAGGUCAACAAACAUCAAGUGCAGAACAACUCAGAGAAUGAAACCGUCCAUAAAAGUAAAGACAGUGUGGAACGCAAGGUGUCUGUGAAGAAAAAGAGUGCUAAGAUCAGGGACACUACUCACGCAAACCCACCGAAAGAACCUCAUCAACUCAGCGAAACUACUGAAAAGCCCAUUAACAAAGUUAAACCCCUUGUACUUGACUUUGAGGAGCUUUUAGAAAAGGCACCCUCAAUCACAACCGAAGACCUCAAGGAAUCGAUCAAAGACAGCAAAGAGAAGGACUUUGACCAAGUCGAUGACCAACCCCCUAAGCAGUUCCUACCACCGAUAGUAUAGCAUUGGGACUUGCCAGAUGCUAAAAGGACCAGACCCAUGGCCACUCUAGGUGACAUGUUACUCUGAAAGGUACAUACUAGUAGAUGACGCAGCUCUCAGGUUGGCAAGUACACAUCAGCAGUUGACAAGUUGAUGGAGCUGAACCUUUGUGGUACCUUGCAGUUCUUUGGAUGGCAGGACUUAUGUAAAGUUCUCUCAGAAUGAGAUGGAAUGACUUAGCAGUGAAUCAGUGGAAAUCUAUUCGGUCUGUGCAUGAACUGCCGAGGCAACUGUUUGCCUUAACCUCAGAAGUACCCAAAGAGGGUGCCCUAAUGAUGAAAAAUGAGCUGUGUGUUUUACGGAGGUAUGCAUUGUUCACCAAUGAUUCAGUGCUUGUCGGUCAGUGUCUAUGCUGAAGGGAGCUACAGGCAAUGACAAAAUGCAGCCAACUGCCUGUUCUGAGAAUACAAUGUCUGAUCACAGGAGGGCAGCACACCCCUCGUGCAAAGUCUACGAGCGUGUGGACGUAUAACAAAAACAUGCAAAGAAGAAAACAUCUGUAGAGAACUACCGCAAGCUGUGGGGUUUUUAGAGAGGGAAUAUUAGAUACGGAUAUUUAGCUCAUUCAUUGUUUCAUAUUUGGAAGUUCUGAUGUCUACAUGUGCCUGUUCCUUGUAUAUACAAUUUUAACAGUGCAUUUACUAAAUAAAAUAUUGUGUUCAGUCUGUACAUAUCGCACAUUAUAUAUUUUUAAUUAAUACGAGAAGUAUUUCUUCCUACUGUGCAUUUUAAAAAGACAGAUGUUUUCGUAUAACUUAAACUUCUGUACAUUGACAUUUCAGAGGGAUUUUUUUAACAGAUUGUUUUAAUUUGUAUUUUGCCAAUUUUUCUUUUUACACCAAGUUGCUCACCAAUAUAAAUACUUCUGUGCAUUGAUUUUUUUUAAUUUGAAAUUUUGAUGUACUAAAUGUACCGGUAUGCCUGCUGAAGGCAUGGGUCCUACUUUGAUGAAAAAUUAUCGCAUUAGGUCACAAAUAUUUGAUUGCUGAUUGCAAAAUGGUAAUAUGCAAAAGACUGUAUAGGCACUGAGGAUGAAAGCAGGAAGCCAGAAUGGUCACAUGGAUAUGAAUUUGUAAAUUGUGGCAUAUUAUUUUAUUGACUAAAGUCACUAAUGUCACUCCCCUUUUAGACAUUCCAAAAAUCCUAACCCAGGUCAUGUGCUCUGCUGGUAUACAUGGUACAAUGCUGUGGGGAUAUUAAGGUUGUGUUCAUGGAUGUUUUGUUCUGGAUACUUGUGGGUACACGAUUAUGUUGGGUGUUUAUUAGUUCUUCUGCCAUUGGAGAGUAUACUCUUGUUUGCCCAUGGGUCGUUCUCAUGCCCUUGGUUAACACAAAUAACUUGCUCAAAUGUAACCUUAGCGUAUACUGUCUCAGUGUUCAAUUACUUGCAUCUGUACGUGAAAUGUGUAUGUGGUUAUUCCACCGGCAGUUUUGAUGAUACAUUUGGGCCGACAGCAAAAACUGUGGACCGUGUAGACAACUCACCACUCAAAACCUGCCCAAAAAAUCCAAUUAGUUAAAUGUGAAGUCUGUAGUUGCAAAUUCCAUGAGUUUCUUGAUAGUUUUGAAGUCGUUCAUGACUGUACAAGUGUUAAGAAGGCCCAGCAGUGUUCUGCUUGUAAAAAAAAUAAAUACCCACAGCUUUAUCAGAA
Acanthaster planci (crown-of-thorns starfish) is the source of this 6376-nucleotide messenger RNA. RefSeq names its product dual specificity tyrosine-phosphorylation-regulated kinase 4-like. Gene Ontology annotation, molecular function: protein serine/threonine/tyrosine kinase activity; ATP binding; protein serine/threonine kinase activity. The record is from RefSeq and is a predicted model, not a curated record. Gene Ontology annotation, biological process: peptidyl-threonine phosphorylation; peptidyl-serine phosphorylation. Gene Ontology annotation, cellular component: cytoplasm; nucleus; cytoskeleton. Lineage: Eukaryota; Metazoa; Echinodermata; Asteroidea; Valvatida; Acanthasteridae.